AUGCUGAAGCCACCUUUUAUCCGGCAGAGUGCUGUUGCGCACGCGCGUUGUGUUGUGCCGGUAGAGUAUGGCAUCGCCUUUAACCCUGAGGGUAGCAAACCCUCCCUGAAGUCGCACUUGUUCAGCGAGUUGUUUCACGUGACGAAGGGUCGGUCGGACGCAGCACUGUCGGUUUCUUUCUUUUUGUACAACUCCCUGCCGCUGCGUUCGCUUAUACGCGAGGGAAUAUUGUGUGACAUUAUAGUCGCGACAGGGCUGGGCGCAAGCGCUGUGGCGGGUCUUUUAGACACUCCUCCCCCAUUUCCUUUGGUUCCGGGUGGUGAGGAAAAUACUCGUCAUAAAGCCACCGCUACUUCAGAGGAGGGGGGAUCCUGGCGGCUUCUCUGUGGCGUGCAAAGGGAGUAUGCUCUGUUCGUGAGGGACAUGGUUGGUGGAUGCCGGUUAGGCCGCGGUUGGCAUGCGGAACGGAGUGAAAAGAAGUACGAGUUCUUCUGGACAGUGCAAGAAACGUGGGAUUGUGCAACAACAAUUUUUACAUACUGGUUGCGGCAAGAUAAUAUUUUGAGUGUGCACCUUCUUUUGCCACUUGCCUGUGCUGCUGCAGCUGAGGACACCACUGGAGGUCCUUUGCGGAAGAGCAUGCAGCUGUUGGUGAAACGUGGUGCACACGGAGGGGUGCUGUGGUUGUUGUGGCGGUGCGCGGUGAGCCCUGACGUUGAAAAUACCGAGUUGCUAGAGUCCGCAACGGUGGAAGUGUGCCGGGCCCCAACUGGUUAUCUUUUCCAAUUCCCGAAUGACGGCUCAGAGCUGGAUGCAUUGGAUGGGUGCCUGUUUGGUGAGAACGAGAGAGAAGAGAGACUGCUUUUAUCGUUACAAAAUAUUUUACCAAUUUCCUGUAUUCCUUCGGAGGCAGAGCGCUUUUCCCCUUUUUGGCGCUUGCUUCUUUUUGAGAUGGUGCGUUACGCGCACUUUGUGCUUGCCCGUACGGACGUAGGAACUCGCACGAAGGUCGGCGCGUUGCAGUCGCUUCGCCGUACCAUUUGUUCAUUCCGUCGCCACGGCCGCGUACUACCAAUUUUACUUCUUCACAGUGCCCUGGUAUCUGCUUCUCACGCUUCCGUGCGGGGGGAUGACGUCGCUGGCCUGGAAUCUCCGCUUGUCUCUGCCGCAGCAGGGCGAUUUGGGCCCUUGGUGUACAGAGAAGUGUUGUUGCUUGACGCCUACACUCUCAUGACAGUUGGACACGUUGGUGAGACCGCCCCAGACGUUAACGCGUAUGCGAAAGAGAAAACAUCCUCUCUCCUGUCGCGUUGUGUUGCCCACCUUAACGCCCUGGAGCGGAGCGCGCCCGCCGUCGGCUGUGACCGUGAUGCCAUCGGUCUCCACCGCGGGGCGCGGGCAGUGGUUGAUCGGCGCCUAAGGGAGGCUAUUCGCAUUUCCUUCAAGUUAUUUCUACGCUGUGGCGCCUAUGAAAUCAUUGAGAGGCAUCUACACGACUGUCCAUCAUUGGGUGGUUCGUGGGAGGGCGGCAAAGCACUCGUGUUGUUGGGGAGGUAUUCUGAGGCUGUGGAGGUUUUCACACAUUUUUUACUGGGUGCGAGGCGGCACUUUGCUGCCGGCCUCCCUCACUACAUCCGUGAUUUGAUGUUGGAAGCUGUGGAGGGGGCAUCUAGGCGGUACUGCAGUGAAUCAGGAUUUGAGGAGGCUUUGGUGGGUAUGUUCCGCUUGUACGACCUGACGCGAGCAUGGAAAUUUCCUAUACCUCCGGCAGUCGCCUUUUCUGCAGUUGCCCAUGGGUGUGCUGGUGCGAACGACAGUCAUUUGGGAUAUGCUACGCCUUAUGAAUGCCUGCAGCUGCUUCACGCAUUGCUGCACCGCCACACAUCAGUGGAAACUUACCGAAGGGAUGGACUCCUUUCGAAGGUUGUAGAAUUGUACGUGCGUCUUCUUGGUGAAUGCCGUUCCGGGGAAGCUACAUCCGACCACUUCUGCCUCUUGUCUCUGUUGGAUCGCGCGCACCCUGGGUUGGGUGCGCGUCGUAUGGCCCUUCAGCACUUCCUUAGUUUGGGUUUCGUUGAAGGAAUAAGCGUUGUACUCCUCGACGUGGUGGGCGCGCCUCGAUGCCCCGUUACUCACCUAAGCCCACUGCACGAAAUGCCACUCGCGUCAUUGGAGUCGUUGAACCACCGUGUCACGACCACAGAAAUGGGUGAGCACACGGACAAGGUGCUGAAAGCUGUGCAGAGUGCUUUAGAAUUUCGACGGUACGUUGGGCGGCAGCGACAGCCGUGGAGGUGCCGGUCAUGCACUCGAUGGAACAGGAGGGGUGCCAGCACGUGUCAAUACUGUGGUACGCUGGAGCUAGCAGUCAUUCAAUGCCGCGGCUGUGGGGGAUUUUCUCCCAGUAACUUCCCUAUUUGUCUUGUAUGUGGAGCGGAAACAUUGGAACGGGGAGCGGGUGUUGGAUGUGACGCGCUUCCUCUUGAUGGUUGCACCAUCUUUCCACUACGACGCUGGCGCUGUGGUCGAUGCAGCCACACAAACGAACCGCAACAUUUAUUCUACUGCGCACGGUGUGCAUCCCCUCAGCCAACGAUGGAAGAGGCCAUGGCGCGAACUGCAUUCGACUGCAGGGUUUGCGGACGGCACAAUCCUCUUGGGAUGCUCCGUCCUUGGUGUUCCCUUUGCGGGACAUUGUGUACAGCUGCCGCUUCGGGUCCUCCAAAGACAUUGUGGCGUUGUGUGGAGUGCCAUACGGCUUGCCCAUGGCUACUUACUCAUUGUCACGGCUGUGGCGCCACCAAAUCUGCGUCAUUUACUCGCCUUGACACACCGUGGGCCACCCGACAAUGCACUCGCUGUGGAGCAACAUGCCCUGCGUGGAGUGUUGUCUGUCGUAGCUGCGAGGAUGUGCUCGAGCCUACAGAGAGGGAUCCAGGCCGACGUGACAUUGAUUUUACUGAGGGUGGGGUGGAGCCGGCAUACACUUCGUGUCCACAUUGCGGUAGCCUCUACGAUGGUAAGGAGGCUGUGGCUUGUCCAACGUGCCAUGCUCCUCGCCCACAUACCGCUUGCACGCUUUGGGUUUGCCUGAAAAACAACUGUUUAGGCGUCAAUUUGCGAAAAGGUAGUGGUGAGGGACUGUUAGCGUGCCUGCACUGUGGUGCUGCUCACGAUGCCGUUGCUGUCGCUACUUAUUAUACAAAUCCUCUUCGGUACCGAGAAAUACGUUCGUGCACUGACAUGCAUCCCAGCGCUGCUGAACAGAAGGUUGGCGGGGCUGCGGUUGCGAGUGACCUACAUCACACAGUCAAGGAAGUUGAAGACAUUAGCGGCAGCGGGAACCACCCUGCGGGAGACGGCGACGGUGUCUCACCGGGUGGUGCUGAGGUUUGCUUACCCACUGCACUACUUUUUCCGCUGCCCUUAGGGCCAUCCCCUUGCGCUUCAUGUGGGACGUUUUUGCAUUUGGAAAAUCUAGCCGGUGUCUGUCCUGCAUGUAACCACUGCAACCAACGACGGUCUUUGCCUUCCAGUGUGUGGCCGGCGGAGCAAGAGAUAGUUCACCGUUUGAGGCUUAAGAUAGUUCUCAACGCGGUCCGUCGCGCGGCGCAUGGUGAGCUCUCCCCUUCGACCGCUUUGAAGUUACUUCGUUCCGCAGUCGCUGCACUACAGCGCGCAGAGGAGGCAGCGUUGCCCUGGCGUGGAUGUGACCUUUCUCGAGGUUUGAGGUGCGGCAUACGCCCACGGGUGCCAGUGUUGGAGGAUGGCACAGUGCACAGUGCCGUAAGGAGCGUGGCGGAGAUUAUUCAGUUGGCUUGCUUGUUGGCGUUGGAAGGAAAGCCCAAUAACGUUGUUGACGGCGUGCCGGUGGUUUCGUGGGCACACAAGAGGCCCUGGGUAGCUAUUGCGCUGGAUUUGGUCGAUCUUAUGAAUCUCACGACCGACUAUGACGAACUAGGUUUUGAGGUACUCUCACAGUUGUGCGAGCUCGUGCGACCUAUGCAAAAGGCUCACAUUUAUCGUGAGACGCGUUGGGCGUACCUUCGAUACAUGAAAUUGCCGCGUCAGUGGAUUGUGAACGAUGUUGUUUGCCCUGCUUGUCUACAUCGGAAAGCGGUGCCCCGUGAGUCCCGAGUGGUGACAGAGGUGGUUGGGACGAAUAUGAAUGAUAUCUGUAAGUGUAAAAGGCACACCACAGCCAAUUCCGCCGCUAACAGUGGUGGUUCUAAAUGCACAACCGCAGCAGGAGGUUUGUUGCCGCUGCAUGAAUGA
This is a messenger RNA of Trypanosoma brucei brucei TREU927, 4275 nucleotides long. RefSeq lists its product as hypothetical. Lineage: Eukaryota; Euglenozoa; Kinetoplastea; Trypanosomatida; Trypanosomatidae. Bases 1 to 4275 code for a protein of 1424 amino acids. The record is from RefSeq and is a predicted model, not a curated record. The transcript has a single exon.